AUGGAGUUGGACAGUCGUUUGAAAGCCUACCGCAUCGUCGCUUACUCGGCUGUUACAUUUUCCGCCUUCUCUAUACUCUCCUUAUGCAUAACAAUCCCAAUGACUCAUAGCUACGUGAACCAUAUGAAAAGAAGCUUAAAUCAAGAAAUCCAUAACUGCAAGAAAACGGCCUUUAAUAUCUUGGAGGAAGUUUCUCAUAUCAAUAACUUCCUUCCCGCAAACAGAACAGUUCGGCAGGCAGACUAUCAUGAAGUGCAACGAGAUAAAAACAAGCCCAGCAAGGAAGACACCUGCAGCGAAUGCUGCGCUCCAGGUCCUGAAGGGGUGGCAGGAGAACCUGGCCGUCCUGGAAAACCAGGAAGAUCUGGAGUGCCCGGAAUGCCGGGAAAUCCCGGCAGGCCAUUAGCGAUCGAAUGUGAGCAAAGAACUCCUCCACCAUGCGAACCAUGUCCGUCAGGAACUCCAGGCUUGAAGGGACCGAAAGGAUUACCGGGAAAACCAGGAGACGAUGGUAAACCAGGAUUGCCUGGCUGCGACGGAGCACCUGGUGAACCAGGUCCAAAUGGUCCUCCAGGACCAUGCGGAGCACCUGGACCACCUGGAAAACAAGGACAGAAAGGCGAAUCUGCAUAUGAUCUUCCCGAUAUUCCUGGUGAACCUGGAAUUCAGGGACCCGUUGGACCAGAAGGACCUCCGGGACUUCAAGGAAAGCCGGGAAAAGCUGGUGUAUCAGGUAAGCCUGGACCAAAAGGAUCUCCUGGUCUGAUAGGAAAAACGGGUGAAGCUGGAAAGCCAGGACUUCCUGGGCAAGAUGGAUUACCUGGUAAGAAGGGAGAGCCCGGUAUUUGUCCCAGAUACUGUACAACGGAUGGCGGCGUUUUCUUCGAGGAUGGCAGCAGUCGAUAG
Molecule: messenger RNA, 906 nt
Organism: Strongylus vulgaris
Lineage: Eukaryota; Metazoa; Nematoda; Chromadorea; Rhabditida; Strongylidae
Source: the annotation of a GenBank genome assembly